Microthlaspi erraticum is the source of this 1050-nucleotide messenger RNA. The record is from the annotation of a GenBank genome assembly. Lineage: Eukaryota; Viridiplantae; Streptophyta; Magnoliopsida; Brassicales; Brassicaceae.
AUGUGUUCCUCCAAAUCAAAGAACAUGAACCAAGAUGCCAUUUCUCAAAUCAACGGCCGACCGGUUCUUCAACCGAAAUCAAACCAAGUUCCCACACUAGACCGACGUAACUCACUCAAGAAAACUCCUCCUAAUCCUUUGAUCCAUCCCAUUCCAUUAAGGAUACUCUCACCAAAAUCAGUCUCUCUAGCCUCUCCUCCUUUGUCUCCUAAACCAAGAUCCUUAAGAAAACCCGCCGGUUCUGAGAAGCCUAAGCCGGUGACUAAACCCGUGAAAUUAUCAGAAAGCAGUGAUGGUGGCUACAGAGAGUUAACGUCCAUGUUGAUUGUUCAGAAGCAGCCUGGAAGUAUAGCGGCUGCAAGAAGAAAAGAGGUUGCAACUAAACAAGAAGAGAGAAAGAAGAAAAUAUCUCAUUAUGGUAGAGUCAAUUCCGUGAAAUCGAACGAUAAGAACUUAAAUGUUGAGCAUGAGAAGAAGAAGAGAUGCAGUUUCAUCACUACAAGUUCAGAUCCAAUAUAUGUCGCUUACCAUGACAAAGAAUGGGGAGUUCCUGUUCAUGACGACAAGCUACUAUUUGAGCUUCUGGUGUUAACCGGAGCUCAAGUCGGAUCCGAUUGGACCUCGGUUUUGAAGAGAAGAAACAUUUUUAGAGAGGCUUUCUCUGAUUUCGAAGCAGAGUUGGUGGCAGACUUCAAUGAGAAGAAGAUACAGUCAAUAGUAAACGAUUAUGGUAUUGACCGUAGCCAAGUUCUUGCAAUUGUUGACAACUCUAAACAAAUUCUCAAGGUGAAAAGGGAUAUCGGGUCACUCAACAAAUACAUUUGGGGGUUCAUGAAACACAAACCGGUUACCUCAAAAUACACAUCUUGCCAAAAGAUUCCGGUUAAGACAUCAAAAUCAGAAACCAUAAGCAAAGACAUGGUUCGUCGUGGGUUUAGAUUCGUUGGUCCAACCGUUAUACAUUCGUUAAUGCAAGCCGCCGGUUUAACCAAUGACCACUUGAUCACUUGUCCAAGACAUCUCGAAUGUAUGGCCAUGGAGGCUCUAUAG